Molecule: messenger RNA, 1173 nt
Organism: Lottia gigantea (owl limpet)
Lineage: Eukaryota; Metazoa; Mollusca; Gastropoda; Lottiidae
Exons: 3
Coding region: 1-1173 (390 amino acids)
Source: RefSeq, a predicted model, not a curated record
AUGUACAGGUACUGUGUUCAACUAGUUCCUAUACUGAUAAAUCAUUAUUACAUGACCAAGCUACACAUGUACAGGUACUGUAUUCAACUAGUUCUUAUACUGAUAAAUCAUUAUUACAUGACCAAGCUACACAUGUACAGGUACUGUAUUCAACUAGUUCCUAUACUGAUAAAUCAUUAUUACAUGACCAAGCUACACAUGUACAGGUACUGUAUUCAACUAGUUCUUAUACUGAUAAAUCAUUAUUACAUGACCAAGCUACACAUGUACAGGUACUUUCUUAUACUGAUAAAUCAUUAUUACAUGACCAAGCUACACAUGUACAGGUACUGUAUUCAACUAGUUCUUAUACUGAUAAAUCAUUAUUACAUGACCAAGCUACACAUGUACAGGUACUGUAUUCAACUAGUUCCUAUACUGAUAAAUCAUUAUUACAUGACCAAGCUACACAUGUACAGGUACUGUAUUCAACUAGUUACUAUACUGAUAAAUCAUUAUUACAUGACCAAGCUACACAUGUACAGGUACUGUAUUCAACUAGUUCUUAUACUGAUAAAUCAUUAUUACAUGACCAAGCUACACAUGUACAGGUACUGUAUUCAACUAGUUACUAUACUGAUAAAUCAUUAUUACAUGACCAAGCUACACAUGUACAGGUACUGUAUUCAACUAAUAAAUCAUUAUUACAUGACCAAGCUACACAUGUACAGGUACUGUAUUCAACUAGUUCUUAUACUGAUAAAUCAUUAUUACAUGACCAAGCUACACAUGUACAGGUACUGUAUUCAACUAGUUCCUAUACUGAUAAAUCAUUAUUACAUGACCAAGCUACACAUGUACAGGUACUGUAUUCAACUAGUUCCUAUACUGAUAAAUCAUUAUUACAUGACCAAGCUACACAUGUACAGGUACUGUAUUCAACUAGUUCUUAUACUGAUAAAUCAUUAUUACAUGACCAAGCUACACAUGUACAGGUACUGUGUUCAACUAGUUCUUAUACUGAUAAAUCAUUAUUACAUGACCAAGCUACACAUGUACAGGUACUGUAUUCAACUAGUUCUUAUACUGAUAAAUCAUUAUUACAUGACCAAGCUACACAUGUACAGGUACUGUAUUCAAACUUUGACAGAAUCCCUGAGAUACCUUUACUAUCAAAGACCAGCUGUUAGAUAG